Molecule: messenger RNA, 1560 nt
Organism: Phycodurus eques (leafy seadragon)
Lineage: Eukaryota; Metazoa; Chordata; Actinopteri; Syngnathiformes; Syngnathidae
Gene: fbl
Product: fibrillarin
Exons: 9
Coding region: 116-1105 (329 amino acids)
Biological process (GO): box C/D sno(s)RNA 3'-end processing; rRNA methylation
Cellular component (GO): small-subunit processome; nucleolus; box C/D methylation guide snoRNP complex
Molecular function (GO): RNA binding; rRNA methyltransferase activity; histone H2AQ104 methyltransferase activity
Source: RefSeq, a predicted model, not a curated record
GUGUAGUCGCACAGCACAUGUGGCUGAGGUUUGAUCGUGCUGCUCGCUAAAGUACUGGGGAAGAAGACACACAAGACUUCGGCGUCGCCUCAAUUCUGUAAACGCAUAGCGCAACAUGAAGCCAGGGUUCAGUCCCCGAGGUGGUGGGAGCAGAGGAGGAUUCGGUGACCGAGGAGGACGGGGAGGAUUCGGAGGACGAGGAGGAUUCGGAGGACGAGGAGGAUUCGGUGACCGCGGAGGACGAGGAGGAUUCGGUGACCGAGGAGGCCGUGGAGGAUUCAGAGGAAGAGGUGGAUUCAGAUCUCCAGAGGGCGGAGGAUUCAGGGGCCGGGGAGGAGGCAGAGGUACCCCAAGAGGAAGGGGUGGCCGAGGAGGUUUUGGAGCAGGAAAGAGAGUCUUGGUGGAACCACACAGACAUGAAGGAGUGUUCAUCUGCAGGGGGAAGGAGGAUGCUCUGGUGACCAAGAACAUGGUUGUUGGAGAAUCUGUAUAUGGAGAGAAGAGGAUGAGUGUGGAGGAGGGAGAGACCAAGAUUGAAUACAGAGCAUGGAAUCCAUUCCGUUCUAAGCUGGCAGCAGCAAUCUUGGGAGGAGUUGACCAGAUCCAUAUCAAACCUGGAGCGAAGGUCAUGUACCUGGGGGCUGCCUCUGGUACAACAGUGUCUCAUGUCUCUGACAUUGUUGGCCCGGAAGGGCUGGUGUAUGCUGUAGAGUUUUCUCACAGAUCAGGUCGUGAUCUUCUUAAUGUGGCAAAGAAACGGACCAACAUCAUUCCGAUCAUUGAAGAUGCUCGUCACCCACACAAAUACAGAAUGUUGGUGGGCAUGGUGGAUGUAAUUUUCGCUGAUGUAGCCCAGCCGGACCAGACUAGGAUUGUUGCUUUGAAUGCUCACAACUUUCUGAAGAAUGGAGGACACUUUGUUAUCUCCAUUAAGGCUAACUGUAUAGACUCAACAGCUGCCCCAGAGGCUGUGUUUGCCUCAGAAGUGAAGAAGAUGACUUCAGAGAAUAUGAAACCACAGGAACAGCUCACACUGGAGCCCUAUGAAAGAGACCAUGCUGUGGUGGUGGGCAUCUACAGACCUCCACCAAAACAGAAGAAAUGAGAUGUUGACGGAACCCAGGGGCAACUGUACCAUGUUCAACCACCAUCUGCUUAUUUACACUUCUCUGUUUUGGCUGCUUUUGUGACUGCACAACCACUCGACUUUCUUUCAAGACACACACGAGUUGAUGAGUUUGUGUGAGCAGUACAUAUAUAUAUUUUUUUUAAGUAUCUCUUGUACCUUUUAUGAACAUAAUUCUCCAUUUUGUUUUUUGUCCUUUGCUUCUGAGCCCCGAGAAUGUACUUAUGUUUGGUACAGUACAUGAUUAUAUUACCAAGUUUAAAAAGGACUUAACUGUGUAGAUGCAGGCUUAAGUGUUGACGCCCUUUCAAGUUUUUAUAACUUAAACCUGAUCAUUAGGGUGGUGCAGCCAUAACUAUCCCUGUGAAGAGAGUUAAUUUUAAGAAAAUAAUUUUCAUCGCAAGUCUCAUCAAUUGUCAUUUGGGGGGGGGGGG